AAGUAGCGUUUCUCUUUUUUAAAACGUUCCCCAAACCCGCCAACAACACUUUGAUUAAACCCAGCCAAAACCCUUCCUUCACCAUCUCCCUCCCUCAGAACUCUUCGCGGCAUUUCUGUUCUUCCGAAUUUUAUAUGUCAUUAAAUAUUCAUUAUUCUUUACUCUCAUCUCUUUCCGGUGCUCUGAAUCCUCUCUUUGCUGCUCGAUCUAGGGUUUCUAUUAACUCAGAGCUCUAGAAUUUCUGUAGCUUGUGAUUUUAGGGUUUACAAUAUCGAAAGAGGAAGAUGUCGUGGGAAGAGGAGAUUGUCGUCCGGGAUGUAACAAAUGCUGGUCUCGUCGUGAGCGACCGCAUUGCGAGGGAUGUCUCUGCUCAGCUCGACCUGGAAGAGGCCCUAGAAGCUUCUAGGUAUGCGAGCCAUCCGUACUCUUCUCAUCCCAGAGAGUGGCCUCCUUUGGUUGAAGUUGUGGAUACUUGGGAUUUGCCUCCUGUGCUUGUUGAAAGAUAUAAUGCAGCUGGUGGAGAGGGAACUGCUUUGUGUGGAAUAUUUCCAGAAAUACGCAGGGCAUGGGCAUCUGUAGAUAACUCUCUGUUUCUUUGGCGCUUUGAUAAAUGGGAUGGUCAAUGCCCUGAAUACAGUGGUGAGGAACAAGCUAUAUGUGCUGUUGGCCUGGCAAAAUGUAAGCCUGGCAUUUUUGUUGAAGCCAUACAAUAUCUUUUAGUCCUGGCAACUCCUGUUGAGUUGAUUCUCGUAGGGGUAUGCUGCAGUGGGAGGGGAGAUGGAACAGAUCCAUAUGCUGAGGUUUCACUUCAACCCUUGCCUGAGUAUACAAUACCAUCUGAUGGUGUUACCAUGACUUGUAUCACAUGUACAGAUAAGGGUCAUAUCUUCCUUGCUGGUCGUGAUGGCCACAUUUACGAGAUGCAGUAUACAACUGGCUCGGGAUGGCAUAAGCGUUGCCGCAACGUUUGCCUUACUGCAGGUUUGGGAAGUGUUGUUUCAAGGUGGGUUGUACCAAAUAUUUUCAAGUUUGGAGCUGUUGAUCCCAUUGUUGAAAUGGUUAUGGAUAAUGAGAGACACAUCCUGUAUGCGCGGACAGAAGAGAUGAAACUUCAGGUGUUUGAUCUUGGGGAAAAUGGUGAUGGUCCACUGAAGAAAGUUGCAGAAGAAAAGAAUUUAAUCAAUCAGAGGGAUGCACAGCAUGGAGGCAGGCAAUCUGCAGGGUCAAGAGCUUCUUCCCGAGGAGCAAAGCCUUCUAUAAUUUGCAUUUCCCCUUUAUCGAUGGUGGAAUCAAAAUGGCUACACCUUGUUGCUGUUUUAUCAGAUGGUAGAAGGAUGUACCUUUCCACUUCUCCUUCUGGUGGGAACAGUGGAACUGUCAGCUUGGGUGGACUAAAUUCUUCUCGUCAGAAGCCAUGCUGUUUAAAAGUUGUUACAACAAGACCUUCACCUCCUUUGGGGGUUAGUGGUGGGCUUACCUUUGGAGCCAUGUCUCUUGCCAGUAGGCCGCAGGCUGAGGAUCUGGCUCUGAAGGUAGAAGCAGCAUAUUACUCUGCAGGCACUCUUAUUCUUUCUGAUUCAUCUCCGCCAACCAUGUCGUCUCUUCUAAUUGUGAACAGGGAUUCCAGCACACAAUCAUCUGCUUCAGCUAGUUUUGGGACUAGUGCAAGGAGCACUCGAGCCUUACGGGAAUCUUUAUGUUCCCUGCCUGUUGAGGGCCGAAUGCUCUUUGUUGCUGAUGUUUUACCACUUCCAGAUACAGCUGCUACUGUGCAGUCACUGUAUUCAUAUUCCGAAUCCUGGGGAUUUGAAGGCUUGGGAGAAGCAUGUGAGAAAGCAUCUGGAAAACUCUGGGCUAGAGGUGACCUGGCAACGCAACAUAUAUUACCAAGGAGGAGGAUUGUUGUAUUUAGUUCCAUGGGCAUGAUGGAAGUAGUUUUCAAUAGGCCUGUGGACAUUCUGAGGAGGCUCUUGGAAUCCAACUUACCAAGAUCAACAUUAGAGGAUUUCUUCAAUCGUUUUGGAGCUGGAGAGGCUGCAGCAAUGUCUUUAAUGCUGGCUGCAAAGAUCAUCCAUACUGAAAACAUAAUAAGCAAUGCUGUUGCUGAAAAGGCAGCAGAAGCAUUUGAAGAUCCACGAAUUGUUGGGAUGCCACAACUUGAAGGUAGUGCUGCACUGUCAAAUACCAGGACUCCCCCUGGAGGCUUCAGCAUGGGUCAGGUUGUUCAAGAGGCUGAGCCCAUCUUUUCUGGUGCCCAUGAAGGACUCUGCUUGUGUUCAUCAAGAUUGCUUUUCCCUGUUUGGGAGCUUCCUGUUGUUGUUGUAAAAGGCCAUAUAGGUUCUGAUACGGGUUUUGAGAAUGGGGUGGUUGUUUGCAGACUCUCUGUUGGGGCAAUGCAAGUUCUUGAAAGCAAAAUUCGUUACUUGGAGCAGUUUUUGAGAUCUAGAAGGAAUCAGAGAAGGGGACUCUAUGGCUGUGUUGCUGGUCUAGGGGACUUGACUGGUUCUAUUCUGUAUGGAGCUGCUUCAGAGUUAGGAGUUGGUGAGCGGAGCAUGGUAAGAAACUUAUUUGGUGCAUAUAGAAAUGUUGAUUCAAGUGAUGGUGUGGCAUCUAAUAAAAGGCAACGGCUUCCAUAUAAUCCUGCAGAAUUGGCUGCCAUGGAGGUGAGGGCAAUGGAAUGUAUCAGGCAAUUGCUCCUUAGGUCUGCUGAAGCACUGUUUUUGCUCCAACUUCUUUCACAGCAUCAUGUGGCUCGUUUGGUUCAGGGGUUUGAUGCCAACCUACGGCAGUCAUUAGUCCAACUGACAUUCCAUCAGUUAGUUUGUUCAGAGGAGGGUGAUCACCUUGCAACGAGGCUCAUCUCUGCUCUUAUGGAGUACUAUACUGGUCCUGAUGGCAGGGGGACAGUGGAUGAUAUUAGCGGGAGACUACGGGAAGGUUGUCCAAGCUAUUACAAGGAGUCUGACUACAAAUUUUACCUCGCUGUGGAGUGUCUUGAGAAAGCUGCUGUCACUGCUGAUACUGAAGAAAGGGAAAGUCUUGCUAGAGAGGCUUUUAAUUGUUUAACCAAAAUCCCUGAGUCAGCAGAUUUGACCAUCAUUUGCAAACGAUUUGAAGACUUAAGAUUUUAUGAGGCUGUGGUCCGCUUACCACUACAAAAGGCACAAGCUAUUGACCCUGCCGGUGAUGCUUUCAAUGAUCAAAUUGAUGCAAGCAUUCGAGAAAAUGCACUUGCUCGACGCCAGCAGUGCUAUGAGAUAAUCACAAGUGCAUUGCGUUCCCUGAAGGGUGAUGUUGGGCAUAAAGGAUCACAGAGGGAAUUUGGGUCUCCCAUUAGAUCUGUUGCACGAUCAGUUCUUGAUCAGGUUUCUCGGGAUAGAUACAUACGCCAGAUUGUUCAGCUUGGUGUCCAGUCACCUGACAGAGCAUUUCAUGAGUAUUUGUACAGGGCAAUGAUUGAUCUGGGUCUUGAAAAUGAGUUGUUGGAGUAUGGAGGUUCAGAUUUGGUGCCUUUUCUGCAGAGUGCUGGCCGUGACGUUCGAAAUGUUUCCCCUGUAACUUCAGAAGCUUCUCCAAUAAAUCAUUUGGGGACACCUAUUCCUUCUAAUCAAGCCAAGUACUCUGACCUUCUGGCGAGGUACUAUGUAUUAAAGCGGCAACAUGUCCUUGCAGCUCAUGUAUUGUUAAGGUUGGCAGAAAGGCGGUCCACUGAUGCUGCGGAUGCCCCUAAACUAGAGCAGAGGCGCCAAUACCUCAGUAAUGCAGUUCUGCAGGCAAAGAAUGCAAGUAAUGAUGAUGGUCUAGUAAGUGCAACCCGUGGUCCUAUUGACAAUGGGCUGCUGGAUUUGCUUGAAGGGAAGCUUGCUGUUCUUCGAUUCCAAAUGAAGAUUAAAGAGGAACUAGAAGCUAUAGGUUCAAGACUAGAAAGUUCAUCUGAAGUUGUUCCUGGUGAUCCAUUUCCUCAGAGGAACUUGGUUGCUGAUGCCAAUUUUGCAAACUCUGCAAAAGAAAAGGCCAAAGAGCUAUCAUUGGAUUUGAAAAGUAUCACUCAAUUAUACAAUGAUUUUGCAGUUCCAUUUGAGCUUUGGGAGAUAUGUUUGGAAAUGCUCUACUUUGCAAACUACUCUGGUGAUGCUGAUAGUAGUAUUGUAAGAGAAACCUGGGCUAGACUAAUGGAUCAAUCUCUUAUGAGAGGUGGCAUUGCUGAAGCUUGUUCUGUGUUAAAGAGGGUUGGCUCCCAUGUUUAUCCUGGAGAUGGAGCUGGCUUGCCUUUAGACACACUUUGUCUUCACCUUGAGAAGGCUGCAAUGGAGCGAUCAGCUUCAGGAGUUGAAAUUGUUGGAGAUGAAGAUGUUGCAAGGGCUCUUCUUGCAGCUUGCAAGGGUGCAGCUGAACCAGUAUUAAACACUUAUGAUCAGUUAUUAUCAAAUGGGGCUAUUUUGCCAUCACCAAACCUCAGAUUGCGCCUUCUCCGUUCUGUGCUUGUGGUCCUUCGUGAGUGGGCAAUGUCUGUUCUUGGACAAAGAAUGGGUACGAGUACCACUGGAGCUUCUUUGAUUCUAGGUGGAGUAUUUGCACUGGAACAAACAGCUGUGAUAAACCAAGGAGUACGAGAUAAAAUCACAAGUGCAGCUAACAGAUAUAUGACAGAUGUGCGGCGCUUGGCUCUUCCACAGAACCAGACGGAGGCUGUCUACCGAGGGUUUCGAGAACUGGAAGAGUCCCUGCUGAGUCCAUUUCCCUACGAGCGAUUUUAAAAUUUUUACAUUCUCUUGUCAACGGAAAGAAAAAGAAAUAUUUUAUGUUUCAUGUGUGCAUUAAAAUUUUCCCAUGUAAAUUACUUGAGGAAAUAAGAAGUUAUUAGAAACUAAGUACCAUUCAUUCAAUUUAAGUAUUUUAAUUGUAA
Messenger RNA from Nelumbo nucifera (sacred lotus), 4906 nucleotides. RefSeq names its product nucleoporin 155 (gene NUP155). The record is from RefSeq and is a predicted model, not a curated record. Gene Ontology annotation, cellular component: nuclear pore; nuclear pore inner ring. NCBI's taxonomy places the organism in Eukaryota, Viridiplantae, Streptophyta, Magnoliopsida, Proteales, Nelumbonaceae. Gene Ontology annotation, molecular function: structural constituent of nuclear pore. Gene Ontology annotation, biological process: protein import into nucleus; RNA export from nucleus; protein localization to nuclear inner membrane.